Messenger RNA from Fulmarus glacialis (Northern fulmar), 1036 nucleotides. RefSeq names its product netrin 4 (gene NTN4). Gene Ontology annotation, cellular component: laminin trimer. The transcript is spliced from 5 exons. Gene Ontology annotation, biological process: basement membrane assembly; substrate adhesion-dependent cell spreading; cell migration. The record is from RefSeq and is a predicted model, not a curated record. The annotation marks the transcript as partial. Lineage: Eukaryota; Metazoa; Chordata; Aves; Procellariiformes; Procellariidae.
CUGGCCCACCCCCCCGCCGCCAUGGCCGACUCACCUUUCCGCCUGCCCCGCACCUGGUGGCAGGCGGCCCAGGACGCCCCCCGCGAGACCAUCCGGCUGGACCUGGAAGCCACCUUCUACUUCACUCACUUGAUUUUGGUCUUCAAGUCGCCCAGGCCGGCCGCCAUGGUGCUGGAGCGCUCCCAGGACUUCGGCAAGACGUGGAUGCCUUACAAAUACUUUGCUGGUAACUGCUCGGCCGUCUUCGGGCUGGAGGAUGACGUGAGUCAGAGAGGAGCCAUUUGCACUUCCAGAUAUUCGAGUCCCUUCCCCUGCACCUCUGCCCAGGUGAUAUACCGAGCCCUGUCACCACCUUACGCCGUGGAGGACCCGUACAGCGCGGAAGCCCAGGCGCAGCUGAAGAUCACCAACCUGCGGGUGCGGCUGCUGGAGCGGCAGGGCUGCCCCUGCCUCCCAGAGGCCCUGCAGCCCCCGCCGUCCCUGCACUACGCUGUCUACGACUUCAUCGUGAAGGGCAGCUGCUUCUGCAACGGCCACGCUGACCACUGCGUCCCCGUCGCUGGAUUCAAGCCCGUCAAGGCAGCCGGCGUUUUCCACGUGGUCCAUGGGAAAUGCAUGUGCAAGCACAACACAGCAGGGUCCCACUGCCAGCACUGUGCCCCGCUCUACAACGACCAACCUUGGCAGGCUGCCGACGGCAAAACUGGAGCCCCCAAAGAGUGUCAGUCAUGCAAGUGUAAUGGGCAUGCCGACACUUGUCAUUUUGACAUGGAUGCGUGGCUGGCAUCGGGCAAUCGCAGCGGUGGCGUCUGUGACAACUGUCAGCACAACACGGAAGGGCAGCACUGCCAGCGCUGCAAGCCGGGCUUCUACCGGGACCUCAGGAAGCCCUUCUCUGCCCCGGACGCCUGCAAACCCUGCUCCUGCCACCCCCUGGGAUCAGCCACACUCCCCCUGGGCCCCCGCACCUUCUGCGACCCCAGCACGGGCGACUGCCCCUGCAAGCCCGGCGUGGCGGGGCCCCGCUGCGACCACU